Acipenser ruthenus (sterlet) is the source of this 1723-nucleotide messenger RNA. RefSeq names its product serine/threonine-protein phosphatase 2A regulatory subunit B'' subunit gamma. The transcript has 13 exons. The record is from RefSeq and is a predicted model, not a curated record. NCBI's taxonomy places the organism in Eukaryota, Metazoa, Chordata, Actinopteri, Acipenseriformes, Acipenseridae. Gene Ontology annotation, cellular component: spindle; centrosome. Gene Ontology annotation, biological process: cortical cytoskeleton organization; positive regulation of B cell differentiation; B cell homeostasis. Bases 71 to 1438 code for a protein of 455 amino acids.
GCCAAUCAGGUUGCGGUUAUGCGCUUUGGAAACAGACAUUAACUUCUUCAGAAGGGAUAGGAUAUUUAAUAUGUCGAAUGAUAGCGUAAUGGACUGGAAAGAGGUUCUUAAAAACAGACUUUCUGCUUCUAAGAAAGUUGAAAAGAUGGAGGAAGAGAAGAAGGAGGAAGAGAUGGCACUGUUUACCAAGAAUUACAUGGAGUGGAAAGGGGGAGGAAAAAGAGAUUAUUCCUAUAACAAUAUACCAAGAUUUUACUACAGGCUGCCAGCUGAAGAUGAGGUUUUGCAGCAGAAGCUACGUGAGGAAUCAAGAGCAGUCUUCCUCCAGAGGAAAAGUCGUGAGCUGCUGGAUAAUGAAGAAUUACAGAACCUGUGGUUCCUGCUGGACAAACACCAGACACCACCAAUGAUAGGGGAGGAAGCAAUGAUUAAUUAUGACAACUUCUUAAAAGUCGAGGAAAAAGCAGGAGCGAAAUGCAUGCAGUUCUUCACCGCCAGGGUUUUUGCCAAACUGUUACACAGCGACCCAUAUGGAAGGAUAUCAAUAAUGCAGUUCUUUAACUAUGUAAUGCGAAAAGUAUGGCUUCAUCAGACCAGGAUUGGCCUUAGCCUGUAUGACGUUGCUGGCCAAGGCUAUCUCAGGGAGUCGGAUUUAGAGAAUUACAUUCUGGAGCUGAUUCCCACAUUGCCACAGCUAGAUGGCUUAGAGAAAUCCUUCUAUUCGUUUUAUGUCUGUACGGCUGUUCGUAAAUUCUUCUUCUUUCUGGAUCCUCUUCGGACAGGCAAGAUUAAAAUCCAGGAUAUUUUAGCCUGCAGUUUCCUGGAUGAUUUACUAGAGCUAAGAGAUGAGGAACUUUCUAAAGAGAGUCAAGAAUCAAACUGGUUUUCUGCUCCUUCAGCACUGCGUGUUUAUGGUCAGUAUUUAAAUCUAGACAAAGACCACAAUGGGAUGUUGAGCAAGGAGGAGCUGUCUCGCUAUGGCACAGGAACCUUCACCAAUGUCUUUCUUGACCAAGUCUAUCAGGAGUGCCUCACUUACGACGGAGAGAUGGAUUACAAGACCUAUCUUGAUUUUGUGCUGGCUCUGGAGAACAGGAAAGAACCUGCUGCUCUGCAGUACAUUUUUAAGUUGCUGGACAUUGAAAAUAAGGGCUACCUCAAUGUCUUCACACUCAACUACUUUUUCAGGGCCAUCCAGGAACAAAUGAAAUUACAUGGACAGGAGCAAGUAUCUUUCCAAGAUGUAAAGGAUGAAAUCUUUGACAUGGUGAAGCCCAAGGACCCUUGUAAGAUCACCCUUCAGGAUUUAGUGAACAGCAGCCAGGGAGACACUGUCACUAGUAUCCUCAUUGACCUAAAUGGCUUCUGGACCUAUGAAAACAGAGAAGUCCUUGUUGCUAAUGACAAUGACAGCAGUGCUGAUCUGGAUGAUACAUGAAACUUCUACUUAUAAAAACUGCAUAGCAAAAUCCUUUUCUCUCUACCAGUGGAUCUGCCCACUGUUACUUUAUCUUGAUAAACAUAUCAUCAAAAUAUUUGUAACCUUCAAAUUGCAUAAGCAGACUAUCACUCAUCUCACCAAACACCCGGUGCAUGCAACAAUUAAUGCACUUUAAAUACAAGAGCAAAAUCUACUGUUUAACUAACAUUAAGUGGCCAUUAUUUGGAUAAUUCGUGACUAAACAAGUGGCACCUUGGAACCAAGCGAGGAAAAUUGAUUAAU